Molecule: messenger RNA, 1239 nt
Organism: Neltuma alba
Lineage: Eukaryota; Viridiplantae; Streptophyta; Magnoliopsida; Fabales; Fabaceae
Product: transcription factor NAI1-like
Exons: 4
Coding region: 1-1239 (412 amino acids)
Molecular function (GO): protein dimerization activity
Source: RefSeq, a predicted model, not a curated record
AUGGAGGUUCCAUGGCAGAAUUGGUUCUCGGAUCUGGAUAUGGAUGAGACCAAUUUCUUCAAUAAUCAAUGGCACAAGCCUUAUAACUCUUUUGAUGAUGAGGAUGAUGAGUUUCUUAAGGAGAUCUUUCACCAACCUUCUUUCUCUUCCGAGAGUGACAGUACUCACUCUUCCUCUAUUCAAAACACCGCCGUCACUGCCGCAUCAGAUGGUGGUGGUGGUGGUGGUGCCGCUGCCGCCGCUGUUACAACACCCAUCGUUAGCAGCUUAUCGUUGGACAACGAUUCCGGCGCCGGCCAGCUGAAGCGGCCUAACAACUCGAGCUCAACCCUCUCGAAACUUGGUAGCUUCUCGGACAAACCAGUAGCCUCAUCGGCCCCGUCAACUUAUAUUCUGUCCUUCGAUAACUCAACAGUUCUCCCGGCCACCUCCGACGGUGGUCACCGGAAACACGAAUCGGCGAUCAAGAGUCGUAAUCAAGAGAAAUUAGAGAGUAGUAUUACAGGUGGUGGAGGAGGAGGAGGAGGGGGAGGAGGCACGCGCGCUUCCCAAAAACGAACCCUAGAAAACCAAAAUAGUGAUCAGCCAAGAGCUAAUCAAGGGACAAAGAAGACUAGAAGUUCAUCCGAGACACUGGAUCACAUAAUGGCUGAGAGAAAAAGGAGACAAGAACUCACUGAGAAGUUCAUUGCACUCUCAGCGACAAUCCCUGGUUUGAAGAAGAUUGACAAGGCUUCAAUACUAAGCGAAGCCAUAAUUCACGUGAAGCAACUUCAAGAGAGAGUGAAAGAGUUAGAAGAACAGAACAAGAAGAUGAGUAGCUUGGAGUCCUCAGUGUCAAGGUACAUGAUGAAGAAUAAGAAGACAUCGUCGUCGUCGUCGAGCCAGCUCUAUAAUAAUUAUAAUAAUAAUGCUGAAGACAUUCAAGAGACAACCUCCUGUGAAAUGAGCUCCGAUAAUUACUUCAGAAUUUGUGAAACCCUUCCUGAAGUUGAAGCAAGAGUUUUACACAGACAAGUCCUCAUCAGAAUCCACUGUGAGAAUAAAAAAGGCGUCACCCUUAACUUGUUGGCUCAGCUCCACAAUCUUCAUUUCUCCAUAAUCAGUCACAGUGUGUUGCCGUUUGGAAAUUCCACUCUUGAUAUUACCAUUAUUGCUGAGGUCGAUGAGGAACGCAGCAUUCCAGUGAAGGAACUUGUGAAAAAGCUGAGAAAGACACUGUUGAAGACAGUUGAGUGA